GAUAGGAGGAAGCUGAUAGAGGGUGAGCUCAGCCAUGUCGAUGCAAGCGAGGCGGGGAUUGGUGCACAGAAAUAGCCAGCCAAUCACAGCAGAGGCAGGGGGGGAAAACAACAACGCAAGGGGAGAGCUGGUGAAAUAGGGAAGAGCGAUGAAAAAGCGAGGGAGAAGGUGAAAUCACAGCAGCACUGAGGAGAGAAUAAACAAGGAAGAGAGGAAGGAUGAGUGGAGCAGCGAGCCGCUGAUCAGUGAGGUCUCCAGAGAGGAGAGAGGAGAGGAAGGAGAUGAGCAGGGAGAGGAGGGAGAGCAGCCAGCACCGAGAACAUCCAUCAGCUCAGGUGGCCAUGCUCUGAGCCCUGGAGCAGCAGGGCUACGCAGACACUGCACAGGCCUACCAUCAGGCCUAUCACAGCCCUCCAUCCCAGCCACAAACACCGAGGCAGGAAUAAAAGAAGAUUCCCAUAACAACAUCAGCCGUGUACACGAGCCAUGAGGACGGCCAGGAAGGGAAGCGUGGAGAUGCCUGCGUUUAUGCGGCAGCUGGUGAAAGAGACCGAGAAGAGGGUCAGCUCUUUCUUCAAGGGGGGCCGAGGAGGAGCAGCAGAGGGAGAGCAGCCAGGAGUGGAGGAGGAGAAGGAGGAGGUCAUCCCAAGCCCUUACCUGGACCGGCCCGUCCUGGACAAGCUAACAGAGGAAGGCUGUGCCCGCUGGGGGCUCACCUACGCCCUGGGAAGCAUGCAGGGCUGGAGGGCCAACAUGGAGGACUUCCACAACUGUGUGCCACAGCUGGGUGGAGAGCUGGCCGACUGGAGCUUCUUUGCCGUGUUCGACGGUCAUGCAGGCAGCACGGUGGCACAGCACUGCUCUCAGCAUCUUCUGGGUCACAUCCUGGCCACAGGUGGACUGGAACCAAUGGACGAUCCUGAAAGGGUGAAAGGAGCCAUCAUCGAGGGCUUCCUGCAAACAGACAAGCACCUGCACUCUGUGGCCCGUCGAGAAGGCUGGGAGAGAGGAGGUACCACUGUGGUGGCCACCCUCAUCUCACCGUACUACAUCUACUUCGCCAAUUGUGGCGACUCAAGGGCCAUGCUGUGCCGAUCCGGCCAGGUUUGCUUCUCCACUGAGGACCACAAACCUUACAGCCCUCUGGAGAAAGAACGUAUUGAGAGCGCAGGCGGCACCGUGACCAUCCAAAGGAUCAACGGCUCCUUGGCGGUAUCCCGUGCCCUGGGGGACUUCAGCUACAAGGGGGCGGAGAGCCGGACACCCAGCCAGCAGAUGGUGUCUCCAGAGCCAGAGGUGUUUGUGGUGGAGCGCUCGCCGGCAGAUGAGUUCCUGGUGCUGGCCUGCGACGGGGUGUGGGACACCAUCAGCAAUGAGGAGCUGUGUGCCUUCAUCCACAAUCGGCUGCGAGUCUGCACCGACCUGAGGGAUGUCUGCACUCAAGUCAUUGACCUCUGCCUGUAUAAGGGCAGCUUGGACAACAUCAGCAUCAUCGUGCUGUGCUUCCCUGGAGCCCCCCAGCUGUCAGCGGAGGCGUUACACCAGGAGGCCGAGCUGGAGGACCUGCUGGAGUCCAAAGUAGCAGAGAUUUAUGACGAACUGUGUGCCAGAGGCGAAGAGCCCGACCUGUUGUCUGUCCUCACGAUCCUCGCAUCCACUGUCAUCCCUGGAUUACCACCAGGUGGAGGCAUUCAGAGCAAAAGGAACUGCAUUAUUUCUGCUUACUAUCAGCAAAGAGAGACACACAAGCCCACACUGCCAAAUGGCCUGGAAGACUCCUGAGGAGUCCAGCUGGUCUCCACGGAUCCAUGGAUGGACUGUAAUUAAUGUCAAUAUUAAAACAGUUUUCUUCAUGUGUGCAAUUUGACAAAAAAAGAAAAAAAAAAGAGAUGAUUAACAGACAGGGAUGUUUGUUUACGUCGUCGUCGUGCCAGCAGGACUGUCUUGUCAUA
Molecule: messenger RNA, 1952 nt
Organism: Larimichthys crocea (large yellow croaker)
Lineage: Eukaryota; Metazoa; Chordata; Actinopteri; Sciaenidae
Gene: ppm1nb
Product: protein phosphatase, Mg2+/Mn2+ dependent, 1Nb (putative)
Exons: 6
Coding region: 487-1782 (431 amino acids)
Biological process (GO): protein dephosphorylation
Molecular function (GO): protein serine/threonine phosphatase activity; magnesium ion binding; manganese ion binding
Source: RefSeq, a predicted model, not a curated record